GUGUGAUUAUUUGAAAAAAAUUUUAACUCUUUAAACCCUCACUUCAGAAUUAUAAUAGUUGUAAUAAUAGUAAUUAUUAUAGGAAGAGUAUUUUUAAGUUUGAGAGUAGUCGUAAGACAAAAAUGACGUUUUGAGAAAGAUAAAUUAACUAGUUUUGAGUGUGGCUUUGACCCUAUGAGAAGAAGUCGAAUACCUUUUUCCUUACGUUUUUUUUUACUAGCCCUCCUUUUUUUAGUGUUUGACUUAGAAAUAAUUUUACUUUUUCCUUAUGUAUUUAGAGUAAGGGUUACUAGAAUUAAAAUAAAAGUAAUCAGAAAAUUAUGGGGAUUUAUUUUUUUAAUUAUUUUAGUAGGGGGUUUAGUACAUGAAUUAAAUGAGGGAACGUUGGACUGAAACAAAGAGUAA
This is a messenger RNA of Ruditapes philippinarum (Manila clam), 405 nucleotides long. The record is from the annotation of a RefSeq genome assembly. NCBI's taxonomy places the organism in Eukaryota, Metazoa, Mollusca, Bivalvia, Venerida, Veneridae.